Molecule: messenger RNA, 1164 nt
Organism: Triticum dicoccoides
Lineage: Eukaryota; Viridiplantae; Streptophyta; Magnoliopsida; Poales; Poaceae
Product: NADH-quinone oxidoreductase subunit B 1-like
Exons: 2
Coding region: 119-736 (205 amino acids)
Biological process (GO): electron transport coupled proton transport; mitochondrial respiratory chain complex I assembly; aerobic respiration
Cellular component (GO): respiratory chain complex I
Molecular function (GO): 4 iron, 4 sulfur cluster binding; quinone binding; NADH dehydrogenase (ubiquinone) activity
Source: RefSeq, a predicted model, not a curated record
UGCCGACCCUUUCCAGCGUACCACGCCAUCCCCCGCCACCUUCGGGAAGCCACAGCCCACACCUGUCUCCGGCCACCAUCGUGCGUCUCCGGUCUCCGGCGACCAUCCCCAGUUCGCCAUGGCGCUCCUCCUCCCCCGCACGGCGCGGCUCGCGCUCCUCCCCGCCGGCCGGCGAGCCUACUCCUCCACCGUCGGCGCGGCGGGAGCGGGAACAACGGCGCCAGCGCCGUACGGCGGCGGGGCGCCCGCGUCGGCGCCGAUGCCGAAGGCCGCGGAGUUCGUGGUGUCCAAGGUGGACGACCUGAUGAACUGGGCGCGGCGGGGCUCGAUCUGGCCCAUGACGUUCGGCCUCGCCUGCUGCGCCGUGGAGAUGAUGCACGCCGGCGCCGCCCGCUACGACUUCGACCGCUUCGGCGUCAUCUUCCGCCCCUCGCCGCGCCAGUCCGACUGCAUGAUCGUCGCCGGCACGCUCACCAACAAGAUGGCGCCCGCGCUCCGCAAGGUUUAUGACCAGAUGCCAGAGCCUCGGUGGGUGAUCUCGAUGGGCAGCUGCGCCAACGGCGGUGGAUACUACCACUACUCGUACUCCGUCGUGCGUGGGUGCGACCGGAUCGUUCCCGUGGACAUCUACGUCCCUGGGUGCCCGCCAACAGCUGAAGCUCUCCUGUAUGGCGUUCUCCAGUUGCAGAAGAAGAUCAACAGGCGCAAGGAUUUCCUUCACUGGUGGGAGAAGUGAAUUAGCACUUUGGACCAUCAGGUUCAUGAAGAUGCAGCUCUUCUAUGUAUCGUUGGAAUAAGCGAAGCAUGUGCUUCCUGGUCCGUGGUAAUUGGUAAGUAAGUAGCUUGUGUGUGCUGGGUGGGUUACUACCUUGCUUCACAGGCCAUGUAAAAGCUACGUACUGGUGGUUGAAUAGUUGAUGCACCCGAGUUUGUACUGGCAUAUUGUAUAUCUGUACAGUACAUGCUGGUGGUUGAACAGUAGAUACUUAUGGAAUUGUAUGUAUUCUAUGCAAUUGUGAUAAUGUACGCUGUCGGUGUUCUGUGUAGCAAAUAUUCCCAAAAUAAGUGUCUGACAGAGGGAGUACGAGGGAAAGAUGUGGCUCUACAGGUCUUCCGAAUAUAAAUAGGCCGGAAGACAGCUGACUGAGAGUUGCGGCUCUUAGC